UGACGGCGCGUCCCGGCCGUCAGCUGAUAAAAGUCUCCUGUUGAUCGGCGAGCAGCACAAACAGCUCAGUCAUUGUCGAGUCUCUGAAUCUGUCCGGCUGCCACAAUGAGGAGCGGAUUCCUGUGUGUGUUGGCGGCGAUAUUUCUGACCACCGACGGUCUGGUCCGAAUUCCCUUAAAGAAAUUCCGUUCUAUCAGACGUGAGCUGACCGACUCGGGAAAGACGGCCGAGGAGCUUCUGGCCAGCACACACUCCCUUAAGUACAACUUUGGCUUCCCCUCCAGCAACACUCCCACUCCAGAAACCCUGAAGAACUACCUUGACGCCCAGUAUUAUGGUGAGAUCAGCUUAGGGACCCCUCCUCAGCCCUUCACCGUGGUGUUCGACACCGGCUCCUCCAACCUGUGGGUUCCCUCGGUCCACUGCUCCAUCCUGGACAUCGCCUGCUUGCUACACCACAAAUAUAACUCUGGCAAAUCCAGCACAUACGUGAAGAACGGCACCGCCUUCGCCAUUCAGUAUGGCAGCGGCAGUUUGUCAGGAUACCUCAGCCAGGACACGUGCACCAUCGCAGGCUUGUCGGUGGAGAAACAGCUGUUCGGGGAGGCCAUCAAGCAGCCCGGCGUGGCCUUCAUCGCCGCCAAGUUCGAUGGGAUCCUCGGCAUGGCCUACCCACGCAUCUCCGUGGACGGCGUGGUUCCAGUGUUUGACAACAUCAUGAACCAGAAGAAGGUGGAGAAGAACGUGUUCUCCUUCUACCUGAACAGGAACCCCGACACUGAGCCCGGCGGCGAGCUGCUGCUCGGAGGAACCGACCCCAAGUAUUACAGCGGCGACUUCCACUACGUCAACAUCAGCCGCCAGGCCUACUGGCAGAUCCACAUGGACGGGAUGGCGAUCGGCAGCCAGCUGAGUCUGUGCAAAGGCGGCUGCGAGGCCAUCGUGGACACCGGGACGUCUCUGAUCACUGGCCCCUCAGCCGAGGUCAAGGCCCUGCAGAAGGCCAUCGGAGCUUUCCCUCUGAUCCAGGGAGAGUACAUGAUAAACUGCGACAAGAUCCCGUCGCUGCCCGUCAUCACCUUCAAUGUGGGCGGACAGAGCUACAGUCUGACAGGAGAGCAGUACGUCCUCAAGGAGACUCAGGCUGGAAAGACGAUUUGUCUGAGCGGCUUCAUGGGCCUGGACAUCCCCGCCCCCGCCGGGCCGCUGUGGAUUCUGGGAGACGUGUUCAUCGGCCAGUACUACACCGUGUUCGACCGCGACAGCAACAGGGUGGGCUUCGCUAAGUCCAAAUGAGCACAUCCUGCACCCGAGUGUCAUGUUCAAGCUUCAAAAUCUGAGCUGCACACGUUUUCUGUUGCUUUGCAAUCAAACCGUAUUUAGCAAUAGACUUUGUGUAGAGCCUAAAUGCACUGAUCUGAAGAAUUUUUACCAUUUGUGACAGCGUGAGAGAAACAGAUUGUGGACCUGGUGGUUGUGUGAGUUUAUAUGAUCAGGGAUCAGCGGAUUGUGGUGGUACUGCCCUUUUCAAACAUCCAAGUGAUCUUUUUUUUUUUUUUCCUUUUUUUUUUUUUUUAAAUCAGGGAUUUGUUGUAAAAGAGUACUUUGAAUUAGGUUUUUAGAAUGAAUUUGGUCUUCGACUAUUAAUACGACUGUAUUAACAUGAUUGGCGUCAAUAAACUGUUUUUGAAAGAAAAUGUGUUACUGUGUUGUGUAGCUUUGAUGAAUGAAUCUGAAGAAGUUCUUCAGCAUGUUGAUUCUCAGAGCUGAAUGAUGUGAAGCCACAGAAAGCCGCUGCUUGGCUCAGCUUAGCAACAAAUAUUGUUCAAAGGUAACACAGUUUACCUGCCGGCACACCUGACCAACAUGCCGUCUCAUUUAUUCCACACAAAUGUAAACUGUUCUGGUUGAGGUUUUAUGUGGAGUCAGGCUGUAAUUAUUUUUGUUUGCAGUUACUUCCUGGAGUCUCUCUUGGAUUUCUUUAAACCUCGUGGUGACAACAAAACUUCCAGGCUCAGAAACAGUCCGGCACAUAAUCCACCGUUAAACCCCAGCCUGUUGUUCCACUGCUGCUGUUGUAUGGAUUAAACAAACGAGAUGUAGCAUGUUAAUAACUGAGCUUUAGAAGGUCCUGGUUGGCAGCGUUUGUUACCUUUUAAAGAGACAGUUUGGUUUCUUUGAAUCGGGGUUGUAUGAGGUUCUUAUGCAGAGUUUUGAGAAACAGAGUGGACAGGAAGCAAUGAACUGAGUAAACAGCAAAACAUUUUAACCACUGAAAACCAUCAGUAUCGGUUUAAAUGUACACUAUGUUUAGAAUAUUAUCACUUCAUCUUCAGACAGCCUUCUUUUUCGGCACUACAUGUUCACAACUGUAGAACUUCUGUAUACUGAUCUCAUAAUACACAGCAGAGCAUUGGUGUAUUUACCUGUCUUAACAUUAAAUUAAAUAAAAAACAAAA
Messenger RNA from Stegastes partitus (bicolor damselfish), 2459 nucleotides. RefSeq names its product cathepsin D (gene ctsd). Lineage: Eukaryota; Metazoa; Chordata; Actinopteri; Pomacentridae. Gene Ontology annotation, molecular function: aspartic-type endopeptidase activity. Gene Ontology annotation, biological process: proteolysis. Bases 106 to 1296 code for a protein of 396 amino acids. The record is from RefSeq and is a predicted model, not a curated record. Gene Ontology annotation, cellular component: lysosome. The transcript has 9 exons.